Protopterus annectens (West African lungfish) is the source of this 1134-nucleotide messenger RNA. RefSeq names its product vomeronasal type-2 receptor 26-like. Lineage: Eukaryota; Metazoa; Chordata; Ceratodontiformes; Protopteridae. Bases 1 to 1134 code for a protein of 377 amino acids. The record is from RefSeq and is a predicted model, not a curated record. Gene Ontology annotation, molecular function: G protein-coupled receptor activity. Gene Ontology annotation, biological process: G protein-coupled receptor signaling pathway. Gene Ontology annotation, cellular component: membrane. The transcript has 2 exons.
AUGGCUGCAAUGAAUCCCCCAAAGAACCCAGGACAACAAAGAGCAACCUUGGCAACACCGGAUGACCACAAAGACCUCACCCACUGUGACUGGCUUGACCACCCAACUGGAGCCACCACCCGACCACCAGCAAGCACCUCAACAACCGUGAAACAACAGGAGACACCUCAGGAUACCAGGAAGCACCUACCGCAACACCAUGCCUACCAGACCCCCAGAGAAUCACACCGAUACCCAGAUGCCACUGACUGUAUGACGUGUCCACACGAUUCUUGGUCUAAUGAGAAAAAGGUAAUCUGCAUCCAAAAGCAGGUAGAGUACCUGUCCUUUUCAGAAUCCCUGGGAGCAAUCUUGAUGGCUGUGUCCAUUUUCUUUUCCAUUAUUCCUGCAGCCAUAUUGUGGAUAUUUAUUAAGUAUCGGGACACACCAAUAGUGAAAGCAAACAACCGUAACCUCAGCUACUUCCUCCUGGUUGCUCUUAUUCUUUGUUUCCUCUGUUCCUUAAUAUUCAUUGGAAAACCAAAUCACACAAGUUGUUUGUUGCGACAAACUACAUUUGGUGUAAUAUUUUCUGUUUGCAUCUCUUCUAUUCUAGCAAAAACAGUUAUUGUAUUUAUUGCUUUUAGUGUAAGAAGGCCAGGAGGAUUCCAGAAGAAGUGGCUUGGAACCAGGACGCCAUUAUUUAUUGGUCUUUUUUGCACCACUAUACAAGUCAUAAUAUGUUCUGUUUGGCUUGGAUACUCUUCACCUUUUUCAGUAAAAAACAUGAGUUCUUUUAAAGACAAAAUAAUAAUUGAAUGUGACGAAGGAUCAGUUACCAUGUUUUAUACCAUGCUGGGGUAUCUUGGGUUUUUAGCAAGUGUGUGCUUCAUUGUUGCUUUCUUAGUACGUAAAUUACCAGACAGAUACAAUGAGGCAAAAUUCAUUACAUUCAGCAUGUUAAUAUUUAUUAGUGUUUGGCUGGCAUUUAUACCAGCAUACCUCAGUACCAAAGGAAAAUAUCUGUUUGCUGUGGAGAUAUUCGCCAUCUUGUCUUCAGGAUUUGGGCUUUUGAGCUGUAUUUUCUUUCCAAAGUGGUAUGUUAUCAUAUUAAGACCAGAACUGAAUGCUAAAGAGUCUGCAACUCACAGCUAA